UAUUGGGGGGUUAGCAACCAUGGACGACACAGUCGGAGUCAGAGUCCUCUGUUUGGCAGUUUGCUGUGUUGCUCUUACGUUGGCAGCUGAAACUAAGCAGCCAUGCCAGCCUCCUCCGUUGUCAAGUGGAGAAAUGGCAGUGACUGCUGCUCGAGGGAUGCAAGCAGGACAAGGACCAUACAGCUACGACUCUCAGGGGAAGAGACUCCGAUUUACAGAUGACGAGUCCAAAGUCAUGAAGAGGCCUGCCUACCUCGACCUCCUGUUCCUGUUCCAAGAGGGCAUCUUCUACGAGAUGAACAAGAAAACAAGCACAUGCAAGAAGAGGCCUUUAUUGUCGUCGCUCCACCCGAUGGAGGUGCAGCCCAACAUGACGGAUAUCGGGGAGAUGUAUCUGGGCAGCAGAGUGGAGAAUGGCCAGGGGAUUAGCCUCAACAACUGGGUGAUGGUAAUACCAGAUUAUGGUGCGUUUGUGGUGUCCACCAGUACUGGGUGUCUCAGCCUCAGCUCCGUCCUCUUCACCCAGUCAAAGGACCUCCUCAUGUUCAGCAUGCUGGAUGUCACUAGAGAAGUGAAGGAUCCAGCGGUGUUCCAGCCUCCGCCAUUUUGUAAUGGCGUUCCUCUGGAGUCGGAGGGGAACUCCCUCUUUGGCGUCUUUUUAAACCAAGCCAACGCUCAAGUGUUUACAGAAACCUUCCCAAAACACCGGUAGGCUAUAUAGGCACAUGUGUCGACAGCAGGUUCGAAACCUGAAUAUUGAUGCUAGAUAACCAAUUAAAAGCAUUGUCUGACAUCACUGUAAAGUCAACUGGGGAAUUAAUUAAUAGUCGACCCAUGUGCAGUAGUUUCCAAUAGGGCAAUUUCAUUAAAAACACACAAGAGUAUUUGUCAUGGAAAACUUGAAGAAUCAAAUCAAAUUGGUGAAAUGGCAGUAGCCUAUGGUGACAGAAAUAGAAAGCAACAGAUGCAUCAUCACAGGGCUGAGCCCUAGACACCAAAUCAAGUUCACUUAUAAAUGUACAUCCUACAGUUAGUUAUGCUUCAGUAAUAGCAAUGCUGGGCUCGGAGAUAGCCAUGCAGUCUGGACGGCCAGCAAGGCAAGAAAAUACCCUUGAGGAGUUAGAGGGAGCUUU
This is a messenger RNA of Engraulis encrasicolus (European anchovy), 1133 nucleotides long. RefSeq names its product ependymin-like. The coding region runs from base 20 to 712 and encodes 230 amino acids. The record is from RefSeq and is a predicted model, not a curated record. Gene Ontology annotation, biological process: cell-matrix adhesion. NCBI's taxonomy places the organism in Eukaryota, Metazoa, Chordata, Actinopteri, Clupeiformes, Engraulidae. Gene Ontology annotation, molecular function: calcium ion binding. The transcript has 6 exons. Gene Ontology annotation, cellular component: lysosome; extracellular region.